Didymodactylos carnosus is the source of this 420-nucleotide messenger RNA. NCBI's taxonomy places the organism in Eukaryota, Metazoa, Rotifera, Eurotatoria, Philodinida, Philodinidae. The record is from the annotation of a GenBank genome assembly.
AUGCAAGAUGAAGAAAAAAUGGUAUAUCUACUACGUGGAUUGAAGCCGUCCAUACAGCAGCACGUAAUAAUUAAUAAUCCAAAACAAUGGGAAGAUCUGCUGGAACAAGCAAAACGGGUAGAAGCAGCAUCCGCAAUCAUGCAACUACAACCACCAAUCGCGACCACAACAACAACAGAUUCCAUCGAAGAAACGACGGCAGCUCUCCGUCGAAGGAUAAUUAAGUCCGACGAUCGUCAAAAUGACUAUGCUAGCCGCAAUAAUCAACGCUAUUCCAAUAGUGACCGUCGAUGGCCACAACAAUAUUCCAACAAUAAUUAUUCGCGUCAACGAAAUCAAGACAACAGCAGACGAUUCUUCUGCCAUAAUUGUAACGGAAUAGGUCAUUAUGCAUAUCAAUGUCCGAGUCAUUUAAACUAA